GCGACUCCGUGACCGGCCAACGGCGCGCGCGCAACCUUUGAACCUGUACACGUGAAUAAUGGAGAGCCUAGAUGAACGGUGCACACCUCUGAAGGUAAAAUACGACGAGUGUUUUAACGCCUGGUUCCGGAGCUCAUUCCUAAAGGGUCGGGGGAACCACGAGGACGCCUGUGGCCGCUUGUUCACUGACUACCAAGCCUGUCUCAAGGCAGCAUUGGAACGAGAAGGGCUAAAUUCUCCAGCUCUCUCUGAGCAUGUGUUGGGAACUGACAAGGAAAAGAAGACUGAUUCGAAAUAGUUUACAUGUCUGCACAACGUUAUGACAUUUUGACAACACCACACAAUCAUUUUGACAACACAAGCACACAAUCAUUUUGGAGGCCACAGGGAAGCUAAACGAGUGUGUUUGCUCUGAGGUAGCCACAAUGAGAAGGCCUUCAAGAGAUCUGCGGGAAAACAUGCAGACUGCUGGCAAGUUAGCUGUUUGUGGCGGGACUUACACUUUGGUUGUUUUUCCCACUGCUGAAGGAGAGCUUGCCGUGAGGACACCUCUCUCUCUACUAGAGCCUUCAGCAGAACUGUAGUCUGGUGGUGGAGUCUGGGGAAAGAGGGAGGGUUAGGUUUGUUUCCUUAAUCCCUGUGAGGACUCACUUGGCCCAGCUCUUUAUCAUGGUCACAGGAGGGAGGAGGAGAGAUGAUGAGAAUUCCACCAACACAGUACACACCUAGUCAACAGACUGCUCUUACACCCAAAUUUCAAAAUGUCACAAAGCCAGUGUAGCUUCAAACGAAGAGCACAAAAGAUGUAGUUCAAAGUCACCUUUCCCUGUAGUAGGAACAGAGCAAACAGUCUGUAGAGCUGGAGACCAUGAGGAUGGGCCAUCUCAUGUGACCCAAGUGGCCACUGGUGCAAGACAUGUGACAUCUAAUGGUGCUGGUAUUGGGGUCAAAGGUUGGAGGAGGUAGUUCUAGAGGCUCUGAGAAUUUGCAGAAUUGAGGAACCAAUUGUGGUAGCCAUGCCUCCUGAACAGCCAUCACUCCUGAGAAGAAACAGAAACAUGCAAGUACAAUACACCCAUACACCAUGGAGCAGCGUUCAGUCAGGGGAUGUACACAAAGGCUAGGGUAUUUCAACCACACAUACAU
This is a messenger RNA of Geodia barretti, 1146 nucleotides long. Lineage: Eukaryota; Metazoa; Porifera; Demospongiae; Tetractinellida; Geodiidae. The record is from the annotation of a GenBank genome assembly.